AUGGCUUUAGUCUUGCUUACCCUUGCAACGCUCGCUACCUACAGACGACCAUGCACACGCCCCACGCCACGAUCUGCCGCCAACGGCUCCCGCUACAACGCAACCCCCUUCCAAUGCAUUCCCUCGUAUUUCGCUGUGGGCUACGGGCAUUGCUGUUGGAUGUUCGAAUGGUGGCUAUCUACACGACUACGGACGAAUGUCGUGGGCACUUGGAUAGCCUCUAUCCUUACGACUACAGACCCCCAACAGAGCUGGUGUGCAGUGUCCUAA
Messenger RNA from Colletotrichum abscissum, 270 nucleotides. RefSeq lists its product as uncharacterized. NCBI's taxonomy places the organism in Eukaryota, Fungi, Ascomycota, Sordariomycetes, Glomerellales, Glomerellaceae. Bases 1 to 270 code for a protein of 89 amino acids. The record is from RefSeq and is a predicted model, not a curated record. The transcript has a single exon.